CGGUACAGCCCACUGGACGGCCCAUGUCAGCGAGGCGGGACGUGGGGAGUGGUCAGACAGACAGCUUUCUUCUUCCGUGACUUGUGAGUUUGUGUAGUUCGCUUCUUUUACUUAGGAUCCCGUUGUUUGGAAAAAUGGUGAAGUACAUUACGUCAAAGGCUGAGUUUGAUGCCGAACUGGCGGCAGCCGGGGAUAAGCUGCUUGUGAUCGAUUUCACCGCUGCAUGGUGUGGCCCGUGCAAAAUGAUAGCUCCUGUAUUUGAGAAAAUGGCAGCAGACAUGAAAGAUUGUGUUUUCCUGAAGGUGGAUGUCGAUGAUGCUGAAGAACUAACUGCGUUUUGUGAAGUUAGCAGCAUGCCAACAUUCGUGUUCUUCAAAAAUGGCGCACAGGUUGAGAAGUUUUCAGGUGCUAAUGCUGAUAAGCUCAAGGAAACUGUUAAAAAGCACUCAAAAAAAUAAAAUGAAUACAUUAAAUGCAUUCCCGGAUCAUUGGGUUAUAGUCGGUGUAAAAGAUUUGGCAUAUGUUAAAAUCUGUCAGCUAUCCAAUAUGCAACUUGCUUCAAUAUAAAUUUGAUGGAAACUGCC
Boleophthalmus pectinirostris (great blue-spotted mudskipper) is the source of this 584-nucleotide messenger RNA. Its product is annotated as thioredoxin-like. NCBI's taxonomy places the organism in Eukaryota, Metazoa, Chordata, Actinopteri, Gobiiformes, Gobiidae. Bases 135 to 458 code for a protein of 107 amino acids. Gene Ontology annotation, molecular function: protein-disulfide reductase activity. The record is from RefSeq and is a predicted model, not a curated record. The transcript has 5 exons.